Messenger RNA from Leptonychotes weddellii (Weddell seal), 6781 nucleotides. The record is from RefSeq and is a predicted model, not a curated record. Lineage: Eukaryota; Metazoa; Chordata; Mammalia; Carnivora; Phocidae.
UCCGUCAUUCUCUGAGUCGGAGAACGUGUGAGUGUGUGUGUGUGUGUGUAUGUGUGUGUGUGUCCGUGUCUGGGGCUGGGUAGCCAGGAGUGAUUUAAAUGUGCAUAGGGUUAAUAGUGUAGCAUCUCCUUCAGGCUUGGCUUUGAAACCUGUGGCAUUCUAGGCUGGACAGCCGCUUCAGCGCUUCUGUUUUAAUUUAGCAGGAUGUUUGCUGCCAUGGCAGCCAGCAGCAUCCACUGCAGCAGCAAGGAAGGGCCAUAGAUCUGAGAAUGCAGGAGGAAUACUAAAACACCAGCCGCUCGUGCAGCCCCGGGCUUCAGUGCUCAAUUUCUGCUCUUAGGGGGCUCGGAUGCAGAGGCUGUAUGUGCUGCACUGUGUCAGCUCAUCUCGAGUCAAGGGCUGCAGACCUAGAUCAGUGAAGGGCUGGUGAGAGGUAGGAAAAAAAAAAAAAAAGAAAGAAAGAAAGCCAUGAGAGAGAUCACUGGUGCCUCACUACCUCGCAUUUGGGAACACAGAAGUGAUAGAGGGAGAUGUGGACCCAUCAUCCUGCUGAGACAUGUGAUUGGAUGAAGACUGGAAAACGUAGUUGGCUUCCCGUGCUACUUUCAGCUGGAGCAGUGUCUUUGGUGAACUCUUUUCUGCUUCAGAUAUACUCAAGCAAAAUACUUGUAAGUACUGCUGAUUAGAGAGAGAAUGUGGCAAGCUCAAUUGUGGGCAACUGAUUAAUCGUACCGUCGCUCUAGAGUCUUACGUGAAUGUUGGCGCCUGUUGGGGCUUUUAGUGAAGUGCAUGUGUUAAUUAAAACCAAAAGGGCCCCUUGCUCUGUCUUUGUAAAAAGACAAUAUGAAGUCCAGUUGAAAAGAAGAAGCCCCUGCAAGAGCCAUGCAGCGACCGGCUGAACUCUCUGUGUUUCGGAGCAAAGAAGUAAGGAGAAAGGGAGCCUGCCUUCAGAAACAAAAGUCUCUGACCAAUCUUUCCCUCACCGGCGAGGGGGAGAGGAGACCCACUGUGCGCAUUUCCAACUGGUUUGGAAAUGCUGCAAAGGCCAGCCAGAGAGAAUCGGACUAUGCAGAGAGGCGUUCGCUGUCCCGAUUUCUCUCGCGCUCCGUGCAGUCCCUGUACCACCCCGGUGGCCCGGGCGCCUGGAACCUCCUGCCUCCCAGCCAGUCAGGCAGUGAGGGCUUAGAGGACUGGUCUUCCAGAAAAGGCUUGGAAGGCGAGAGUGAUGAAGAGAGCAGGUCCGAAGAUGAAAACGUGUCCUCCAGGCAAAGCAGCAUCAGCAGGAGCUGGGCUGAGGAGGAGGGAGAAAGCUGCCUGCGGGAAGGCACAGCUCAUCUGGAUGAGGAUGUGAUCCUCACAAUGCUGGGAGACCUGGAACAGGCACUUUACACUGACUUGUUAGGUGAAGACCCUGAAACAAGGAGAAUGAGAACAGUUAAAAACAUAGCAGAUUUGAGGCAAAAUUUAGAGGAGACUAUGUCCAGUCUUCGUGGGACCCAGAUAAGCCACAGCACCCUGGAGACAACAUUUGACAGCACUGUGACAACAGAAGUUAAUGGAAGGACCAUACCCAACUUGACAAGCCGACCCACUCCCAUGACCUGGAGGUUGGGUCAGGCGUGUCCUCGACUUCAGGCUGGAGAUGCUCCCUCUCUGGGGGCUGCCUACCCCCGCAGUGGUACCAGCCGAUUCAUCCACACAGACCCCUCGAGGUUCAUGUACACAACGCCUCUCCGUCGAGCAGCUGUCUCUCGACUGGGAAAUAUUUCCCAAAUUGACAUGAGUGAGAAAGCAAGCAGUGACCUGGACAUGUCUUCUGAAGUUGACGUUGGUGGAUAUAUGAGUGACGGUGAUAUCCUUGGGAAAAGUCUCAGGGCUGAUGACAUCAACAGUGGGUACAUGACAGAUGGAGGGCUCAACCUGUAUACUAGAAGUCUGAACCGAAUACCGGACACAGCCACUUCCAGAGAGGUCAUCCAGAGAGGAGUUCAUGAUGUGACAGUGGAUGCAGACAGCUGGGAUGACAGCAGCUCUGUGAGUAGUGGUCUCAGUGACACCCUUGAUAACAUCAGCACCGACGACCUGAACACCACGUCCUCGGUCAGCUCUUACUCCAACAUCACUGUCCCCUCCAGGAAGAGCACCCAGCUGAAGACAGAUUCAGAGAAACGUUCUACAACAGACGAGACGUGGGAUACUACUGAGGAGCUGAAAAAAACAGAAGAGGACUUCGACAGCCAUGGGGAUGGCGCUGGCAAGUGGAAGGGUGUUUCCUCCGGACUUCCUGAAGACCCCGAGAAGACAGGGCAGAAAGCUUCCCUGUCCAUCUCACAGACAGGUUCCUGGAGGAGGGGCAUGUCUGCCCAAGGAGGAGCGCCAUCUAGACAGAAACCUGGAACGAGUGCACUCAAGACCCCGGGGAAAACUGAUGAUGCCAAAGCUUCUGAGAAAGGCAAAACUCCCCUGAAAGGAUCGUCUCUACAGAGGUCUCCUUCAGAUGCAGGCAAAAGCAGUGGAGAUGAGGGGAAAAAGCCCCCCUCAGGCAUUGGAAGAUCCACUGCUCCCGGCUCUUUUGGAUUUAAGAAACCAAGCGGAGUGGGGUCAUCUACUAUGAUCACAAGCAGCGGAGCGACAAUAACAAGUGGGUCGGCCACCCUGGGUAAAAUUCCCAAAUCUGCUGCCAUUGGUGGGAAGUCAAAUGCAGGGAGAAAAACCAGUCUGGACGGAUCCCAGAAUCAGGAUGAUGGUGUGCUGCACGUGAGCUCCAAGACCUCCCUCCAGUACCGCAGCCUGCCCCGCCCUUCAAAAUCCAGCACCAGCGGCAUCCCCGGCCGAGGCGGCCACCGGUCCAGCACCAGCAGUAUUGAUUCCAACGUCAGCAGCAAGUCGGCUGGUGCCUCCACCUCGAAACUCAGAGAACCCACUAAGAUUGGGUCAGGGCGCUCGAGCCCCGUCACUGUCAACCAGACGGACAAGGAAAAGGAAAAAGUAGCUGUCUCAGAUUCCGAGAGCGUUUCUUUGUCAGGUUCCCCCAAAUCCAGCCCCACCUCUGCCAGUGCCUGUGGGACCCAAGGGCUCAGGCAGCCAGGAUCCAAGUAUCCUGACAUUGCCUCACCUACAUUUCGAAGGUUGUUUGGUGCCAAGGCAGGUGGCAAAUCUGCCUCUGCACCUAAUACUGAGGGUGUGAAAUCCUCCUCAGUAAUGCCCAGUCCUAGUACCACAUUAGCGCGGCAAGGCAGUCUGGAAUCACCAUCGUCCGGUACGGGCAGCAUGGGCAGUGCUGGUGGGCUAAGCGGCAGCAGCAGCCCUCUCUUCAGUAAGCCCUCAGACUUACCUACAGACGUUAUAAGCUUAAGUCACUCGUUGGCUUCCAGCCCGGCGUCGGUCCACUCUUUCACAUCAGGUGGUCUCGUGUGGGCUGCCAAUCUGAGCAGUUCCUCUGCCGGCAGCAAGGACACUCCGAGUUACCAGUCCAUGACUAGCCUCCAUACGAGCUCUGAGUCUAUUGACCUCCCCCUCAGCCAUCAUGGCUCCCUGUCUGGACUGACCACAGGCACUCACGAGGUGCAGAGCCUGCUCAUGAGAACGGGUAGUGUGAGAUCUACUCUCUCAGAAAGAUACACCCCAUCAUCUCGGCAGGCCAACCAAGAAGAGGGCAAGGAGUGGCUGCGUUCCCAUUCCACUGGAGGGCUGCAGGAUGCUGGCAGCCAGUCCCCUCUGCUCUCCCCCUCCGCCAUGUCAUCUUGCACCACAGGAAAAUAUCACUUUUCCAACCUGGUGAGCCCAACCAAUCUGUCUCAGUUUAACCUUCCUGGGCCCAGCAUGAUGCGCUCAAAUAGCAUCCCAGCCCAAGAUUCUUCCUUCGAUCUCUAUGAUGACUCCCAGCUUUGUGGGAGUGCCACGUCUCUGGAAGAAAGGCCACGUGCCAUCAGUCAUUCAGGCUCAUUCCGAGACAGCAUGGAAGAAGUUCACGGCUCUUCAUUAUCACUGGUCUCCAGCACUUCUUCUCUUUACUCAACAGCUGAAGAAAAAGCUCAUUCAGAGCAAAUCCACAAACUGCGGCGAGAGCUGGUUGCAUCACAAGAAAAAGUUGCUACUCUCACAUCUCAACUGUCAGCAAAUGCUCACCUCGUAGCAGCUUUUGAAAAGAGUUUAGGGAAUAUGACUGGCCGACUGCAAAGUCUAACCAUGACAGCAGAACAGAAGGAGUCUGAACUGAUAGAACUAAGAGAAACCAUUGAAAUGCUGAAGGCCCAGAACUCUGCUGCCCAGGCAGCUAUUCAGGGAGCGCUGAAUGGUCCAGACCACCCUCCCAAAGAUCUCCGCAUCAGAAGACAGCAUUCCUCUGAAAGUGUUUCUAGUAUCAACAGUGCCACGAGCCAUUCCAGCAUUGGUAGUGGUAAUGAUGCUGACUCCAAGAAAAAGAAAAAGAAAAACUGGGUGAACUCUAGAGGAAGUGAGCUGAGAAGCUCAUUCAAACAAGCCUUUGGGAAGAAAAAGUCCACCAAGCCUCCUUCCUCACAUUCGGACAUUGAAGAGCUUACUGACUCAUCCCUCCCAGCGUCACCGAAAGUGCCCCAUACUGUGGGGGACUGCGGGGCCACAUCCAUGAAGCCCUCACAGUCGGCCUCAGCGAUCUGUGAAUGCACGGAGGCUGAGGCAGAGAUAAUUCUGCAGCUGAAGAGCGAGCUCAGAGAAAAGGAAUUAAAAUUAACAGAUAUUCGACUGGAAGCCCUCAGCUCUGCUCAUCAUCUUGACCAGAUCCGGGAAGCUAUGAACCGGAUGCAGAACGAAAUAGAAAUACUGAAGGCAGAAAAUGACCGGUUGAAGGCAGAAACUGGUAACACGGCUAAGCCUGCUCGUCCACCGUCAGAAUCCUCAAGUAGCACAUCCUCCUCAUCUUCACGGCAGUCGUUAGGACUUUCCCUAAACAAUCUGAACAUCACAGAGUCUGUUACCUCAGAUAUUUUGCUAGACGAUGCUGGUGCUAGUGAUGCAACUGGACAGAAAGAUGGCCGCAGUGUGAAAAUUAUCGUCUCCAUAAGCAAGGGCUAUGGCCGAGCAAAGGAUCAGAAGUCUCAGGCAUAUUUGAUAGGAUCCAUUGGCGUUAGUGGAAAAACCAAGUGGGAUGUCUUAGAUGGUGUAAUUAGACGUCUCUUUAAGGAAUAUGUGUUCCGAAUUGAUACAUCCGCUAGCCUUGGUCUGAGCUCUGACUGCAUUGCUAGCUACUGUAUAGGAGAUUUAAUUAGAUCCCAUAGCCUAGAAGUGCCUGAACUGCUGCCUUGUGGAUACCUUGUUGGAGAUAAUAACAUCAUUACUGUGAACCUGAAAGGGGUAGAAGAAAACAGUUUGGACAGUUUUGUUUUUGAUACACUGAUUCCUAAACCAAUUACCCAAAGGUACUUUAACUUGUUGAUGGAGCAUCACAGAAUUAUACUCUCAGGACCUAGUGGUACUGGAAAGACCUAUUUAGCAAAUAAACUUGCCGAAUAUGUAAUAACCAAAUCUGGGAGGAAAAAAACAGAGGAUGCAAUUGCCACUUUUAAUGUGGACCACAAGUCAAGUAAGGAGUUGCAACAGUAUCUAGCUAACCUGGCUGAACAGUGCAGUGCUGAUAAUAAUGGUGUAGAACUUCCUGUUGUAAUAAUUCUUGAUAAUCUUCAUCAUGUGGGCUCUUUGAGUGAUAUCUUCAAUGGUUUUCUCAACUGUAAAUACAACAAAUGUCCAUAUAUUAUUGGAACAAUGAAUCAGGGAGUUUCUUCAUCACCAAAUCUAGAGCUGCAUCACAAUUUCAGGUGGGUGCUAUGCGCAAACCACACAGAACCAGUGAAAGGCUUUUUAGGCAGAUAUCUUCGAAGGAAACUGAUAGAGAUAGAGAUUGAAAGGAACAUACGCAAUAAUGACUUAGUCAAAAUUAUAGAUUGGAUUCCUAAGACAUGGCAUCAUCUCAACAGUUUUUUGGAAACACACAGUUCUUCUGAUGUUACCAUUGGCCCCCGACUUUUCCUCCCUUGCCCUAUGGAUGUAGAAGGUUCUAGAGUGUGGUUCAUGGAUCUCUGGAACUAUUCUUUGGUACCUUACAUUCUGGAGGCAGUGAGAGAAGGUCUUCAGAUGUAUGGGAAACGGGCACCUUGGGAAGACCCCUCAAAGUGGGUGCUUGACACAUACCCAUGGAGCUCGGCAUCUCUGCCUCAGGAUGGUCCAGCAUUACUUCAGUUGCGACCAGAAGAUGUUGGGUAUGAGGGCUGCAUAGCCACUAAGGAAGCCUCAACCUCGAAGCACAUUCCACAGAGUGACACAGAAGGGGAUCCUCUGAUGAAUAUGCUAAUGAAACUCCAAGAAGCAGCCAAUUACUCGGGCACCCAAAGCUGUGACAGCGAUAGCACCAGCCACCAUGAAGACAUUCUAGAUUCAUCUCUUGAAUCUACUCUCUAGAGGGUGAAAGAAGUUAGGGGAAGAGACUAUGCUUUUUCGAAAGGUUUAACAAGUAAGGUAUCUUCACUAACCCACUGCCAUAUGAAAGCACCCUGUCGAGGGCCCUGACCCAGAGUCGUGGUCUCCGAGGAGGCAGCAGAACUAAGUCGGAACGGCCAAGAUGCUCAGCUGAAACGGAAGCUUAACUUUAUUUUAUUUCUAGGCAUUUUUAUAUCCUUGGAGUGAUGUCCGGCUCCAUUACUCAACUGGGAAGGACCCUAAGGACAGGGCAACGGAAUCGAUUGCACACGGGAGAGCCAAACUGGACUUUCUGUUUUUUUCCUCUUUAAAAGUUUACAAUGCAGCC